AUGGGUUUUCCUACAAAAUGGCCUGUUGUAACGUUUUUACUAGUUAGCAUUGUGCUUAGUUUGAGUGUAGUGACAUUUGGAGAUGGUAAGCUAAAGACCGAAAGAUUUGAUGAUGAAGAUUGUGGUUUUAGGUGUCGUGGUCCAAGAGGUGGGCCAUUUGGCAGCCGUGGGAGGUGGGGUGGACCAAGAGGUGGAAGAUUUCAUGGUCCAGGGCAUUUUGGUGGGCCGAGGGACGACCCACGUUUUGGUGGUCCCGGUAGAGGUGGCGGUCUUGGCGGAGGAGGUGGUCUAGGUGGUGGUGGUGGUGGAGGUCUAGGUGGUGGCGGUGGAGGUGGUCUUGGCGGUGGUGGUGGUGCUGGUGGAGGCUUUGGUGGUGGAGCUGGAGGAGGUUUAGGUGGAGGAGGAUUAGGUGGCGGAGGUGGUCUAGGAGGAGGUUCCGGUGGAGGUCUAGGUGGUGGUGCCGGAGGAGGAGUAGGGGGUGGUACUGGAGGUGGCCUUGGAGGUGGUGCAGGCGGUGGAGGUGGGGCAGGCGGAGGAGGUGGAGUCGGAGGUGGUUCAGGUGGAGGAUUCGGAGGUGGUGCAGGUGGGGGACUAGGAGGUGGUGCCGGAGGAGGUGUUGGUGGAGGUGGUGGUGCUGGUGGAGGAGGGGGAGGUGGACUUGGCGGUGGUGCGGGUCAUGGAGGAGGAUUUGGAGCAGGUGGAGGAGUAGGAGGUGGUGCUGGAGGAGGUCUAGGUGGUGGAGCUGGAGGUGGUGGUGGUGCAGGUGGAGGAGGAGGUGGUGGACUUGGCGGUGGUUCGGGUCAAGGUGGAGGAUUUGGAGCUGGUGGGGGUGUUGGAGGUGGUGCCGGAGGAGGUCUUGGAGGUGGAGCUGGAGGUGGUGGUGGAGGAGGUGGAGGAGGUGGUGGUGGACUUGGCGGUGGGUCAGGUAAAGGUGGAGGAUUUGGAGCCGGUGGGGGUGUUGGAGGCGGUGCCGGAGGAGGUCUUGGUGGUGGCGGUGGAGCUGGAGGAGGAGGUGGUGGAGGUUUAGGUGGUGGUUCGGGCCAUGGAGGUGGAUUUGGUGCUGGAGGUGGUGUAGGAGGUGGAGCAGCUGGGGCAGGAGGUGGGGGUGGAGGAGGAGGAGGUGGUGGUGGAGGCGGUGGUCUUGGUGGAGGUGCGGGUCAAGGUGGUGGCUUUGGUGCUGGUGGAGGAGUUGGAAGUGGUGCGGGUGGAGGACUUGGAAGUGGUGCCGGCUUAGGUGGUGGUCAUGGACUUGGUGGCGGAGGAGGAGUUGGCAUCGGUGUUGGCAUUGGUGUAGGAAUUGGAGUUGGCGCCGGUGCUGGCAAAGGAGUAGGCACUGGUGUUGGUGUAGGUGGUGGAGGAAGACGCUAG
This is a messenger RNA of Chenopodium quinoa (quinoa), 1368 nucleotides long. RefSeq names its product glycine-rich cell wall structural protein 1-like. The record is from RefSeq and is a predicted model, not a curated record. Lineage: Eukaryota; Viridiplantae; Streptophyta; Magnoliopsida; Caryophyllales; Amaranthaceae. Bases 1 to 1368 code for a protein of 455 amino acids. The transcript has a single exon.